Messenger RNA from Homo sapiens (human), 6976 nucleotides. It is a transcript of the gene SYCP2, whose product is annotated as synaptonemal complex protein 2. The record is from RefSeq and is a predicted model, not a curated record. NCBI's taxonomy places the organism in Eukaryota, Metazoa, Chordata, Mammalia, Primates, Hominidae. The coding region runs from base 1623 to 6236 and encodes 1537 amino acids. The transcript is spliced from 44 exons. Gene Ontology annotation, cellular component: nucleus; lateral element; synaptonemal complex.
GCAGAGUUGCGACGCUCGGCGGCAUAGGGGGCGGCUCCACCGACACUACGCGGACGCCUCCUGCCGCAGGCAGGUUGAGCAGAGUGCCUGGGUGGGCUUCCCCCACGGCGGGGCGCGGAGGGAGGGUGGGGCUUCGGCUUGGCCUUUCAAGCCGGCAGGCGAGAAGCUUCCGACGGUUGAGGCGGAGCCGUUGUGGAAGCUGCCGAGGGGGAGGGGGUGCGGUUCUGCGGCAGUGGGCGGAGGGGAGGCGCCGAGGCUGGGCCAGGGCGUGGGCUGUGCAGAGUUCGCGGCGAGGGUGGCUCGCGCAGGCGCGAGGCUCCCCAUCAGCACCUGCCUGGCCAGCCUCGGCCUCGGGGAUGGGAAAUGGGCGCUCGGAGCCGCCCCCGCGCGUGGGCGACUCGGUCAAGGUGGCUGAGGCGCGGGGCGGUGCGCUUGGCGAGCGGGGAGCAGGCCUGGGGCUGCGCGCGUCGCCGGCCCGAGGAGGCUGAGGGGUGCGGGAGAAGCGGUGGCGACGGGAGCCCUGGGGACCGCUGCUCGCCUGUCUCCGGGACAUCUGAAGGGGGGUUGGCGCUGCGGCCUGGGGCGCAUCUCGGGUGUGUGUGUGCUUUGUUGGUUCGGGGGUGACCCUGGGAAAAGGGUCACCGUGCCGGCGGUGGGAGCAGGGACUUCGCCUUCGGCCUCGUUGUUGCCACUGCCGGUUCCACUUAGGGAAGAAGGGAGUGCGCGCAAAACCUUCCUCCUGCUCGGCGCCUUCAGUCCCUUCUCUCCCUCCCGCCGUCCCCACCUGCGGCCUCUCCUUGCGGUUGAGGCCGCCAGCCCCUCCGCGCAGCUGGGCCUGAUGCGUCCCGCGGCGGCUCAAUGCGCGACACGUGGCUCCACGUGCGGCCUUUUCUGGACCGGGCUCCAGGCUGGCCGAGCAUCUGCGAAUACGGCAGCGUGGUUUUUUUUUGUUGUUUUUUUUCCCGAGACGGAGUCUCGCUCUGUCACCCAGGCUGGAGUUUAGUGGUGCGAUCUCGCGUCACUGCAACCUCCAUCUUCCGGGUUCCAGCGAUUCUCCUGCUUCAGCCUCCGGAGUAACUGGGACUACUUGGCGCGCCACCACGCCCAGCUAAUUUUGUAUUUUUAGUAGAGACGGGUUUUCUCCAUGUUGGCCCGGCUGGUCUCGAACUCCUGACCUCAGGUGAUCCACCUGCCUCGGCUUCCCAAAGUGCUGGGAUUACAGGUGUGAGCCACCUCGCCCGGCCUACAUUUUUUAGUAAUGAUGGGAGGAGGAGGACGCCUUCCCUCCCCUUCAUUCACCUUUAAUGUCUUUUUGGACACCUUAGCUAUGUUAGUUACCAGGGCAGAGGGGACUUUGAAUUAUCUACUGCUGCUUGCAUUCAUUCAGCAGUUUUUCCUUUGGGGGAAAAUCUUUGCCUCCCCCAUCUGCCAAAUUGUUUUCUUUGUUGUUGUUUUUAUCCGUAACGCUUUUAUCUGCCUGCAGAUACACAAUCAUCAUCUUACUAGUUCUCUGUGUUGCUCGCUAACCAGUCCCCCAGUUCAGUAGACUGGAGCCCAGAGCCUGCUUACUUGUCAGGUGUUUAUUUUGUCUUGCUUUUUUUUUUUUUUUAAAUGAAGUCAAAAUGCCAAUAAGACCAGAUCUCCAGGUAUGUAGUCCUAGACCAAAACAGUUGGAAAAAUGCAUUGAUGAUGCUUUAAGAAAAAAUGAUUUCAAACCUUUGAAAACACUUUUGCAAAUUGAUAUUUGUGAAGAUGUGAAGAUUAAAUGCAGCAAACAGUUUUUCCACAAGGUGGACAACCUUAUAUGCAGGGAACUUAAUAAAGAGGAUAUCCACAAUGUUUCAGCCAUUUUGGUUUCUGUUGGAAGAUGUGGCAAAAAUAUCAGUGUAUUGGGGCAAGCUGGACUUCUAACGAUGAUAAAACAAGGACUAAUACAAAAGAUGGUUGCCUGGUUUGAAAAAUCCAAGGACAUUAUUCAGAGUCAAGGAAAUUCAAAAGAUGAAGCUGUUCUAAAUAUGAUAGAAGACUUAGUUGAUCUUCUGCUGGUCAUACAUGAUGUCAGUGAUGAAGGUAAAAAACAAGUAGUGGAAAGUUUCGUACCUCGCAUUUGUUCCCUGGUUAUUGACUCAAGAGUGAAUAUUUGUAUUCAGCAAGAGAUUAUAAAAAAAAUGAAUGCUAUGCUUGACAAAAUGCCUCAAGAUGCCCGGAAAAUACUCUCUAACCAAGAAAUGUUAAUUCUCAUGAGUAGUAUGGGAGAAAGGAUUUUAGAUGCUGGAGAUUAUGACUUACAGGUAGGCAUUGUAGAAGCUUUGUGUAGAAUGACCACAGAAAAACAAAGACAAGAACUGGCACAUCAGUGGUUUUCAAUGGAUUUUAUUGCUAAGGCAUUUAAAAGAAUUAAGGACUCUGAAUUUGAAACAGAUUGCAGGAUAUUUCUCAACCUUGUAAAUGGCAUGCUUGGAGACAAAAGAAGGGUCUUUACAUUUCCUUGUUUAUCAGCAUUUCUUGAUAAAUAUGAGCUGCAAAUACCAUCAGAUGAAAAACUUGAGGAAUUUUGGAUUGAUUUUAAUCUUGGGAGUCAGACUCUCUCAUUCUACAUUGCUGGAGAUAAUGAUGAUCAUCAAUGGGAAGCAGUUACUGUGCCAGAGGAAAAAGUACAAAUAUACAGCAUUGAAGUGAGAGAAUCAAAGAAGCUACUGACAAUAAUUCUGAAAAAUACAGUAAAAAUUAGCAAAAGAGAAGGGAAAGAAUUGCUUUUGUAUUUUGACGCAUCACUAGAAAUCACUAAUGUAACUCAAAAAAUUUUUGGUGCAACUAAACAUAGGGAAUCUAUCAGAAAACAAGGUAUUUCAGUUGCCAAAACGUCGCUGCAUAUACUUUUUGACGCAAGUGGAUCACAGAUUCUAGUGCCAGAAAGUCAAAUCUCACCAGUCGGAGAAGAGCUCGUUAGUUUAAAGGAAAAAUCAAAGUCCCCAAAGGAAUUUGCUAAACCUUCAAAAUAUAUCAAAAACAGUGACAAAGGGAAUAGAAAUAAUAGUCAGCUUGAGAAAACUACUCCUAGCAAAAGAAAAAUGUCUGAAGCAUCAAUGAUUGUUUCUGGUGCAGAUAGAUACACUAUGAGAAGUCCAGUGCUUUUCAGCAACACAUCAAUACCACCACGAAGAAGAAGAAUUAAACCACCACUGCAAAUGACGAGCUCUGCAGAGAAACCUAGUGUUUCUCAAACAUCAGAAAAUAGAGUGGAUAAUGCUGCAUCACUGAAAUCUAGAUCAUCAGAAGGAAGACAUAGAAGAGAUAAUAUAGACAAACAUAUCAAAACUGCUAAGUGUGUAGAAAACACAGAAAAUAAGAAUGUUGAAUUCCCAAACCAAAAUUUUAGUGAACUCCAGGAUGUUAUACCAGAUUCACAGGCAGCGGAAAAAAGAGAUCAUACUAUAUUACCUGGUGUUUUAGACAACAUCUGUGGAAAUAAAAUACACAGCAAAUGGGCAUGUUGGACACCUGUAACAAACAUUGAACUAUGUAAUAACCAAAGAGCAAGUACUUCGUCAGGAGACACAUUGAAUCAAGAUAUUGUUAUAAAUAAAAAACUUACUAAACAAAAAUCAUCCUCUUCAAUAUCUGAUCAUAAUUCUGAAGGAACAGGAAAAGUGAAAUAUAAGAAAGAACAAACCGACCAUAUCAAAAUAGAUAAAGCAGAAGUAGAAGUUUGCAAGAAACACAAUCAGCAACAAAAUCAUCCUAAAUAUUCAGGGCAGAAAAAUACUGAAAAUGCCAAGCAGAGUGAUUGGCCUGUUGAAUCUGAAACUACUUUUAAAUCGGUUCUCCUAAAUAAGACAAUUGAAGAAUCGCUGAUAUAUAGGAAGAAAUACAUAUUGUCAAAAGAUGUGAAUACUGCUACUUGCGAUAAAAAUCCAUCUGCUAGCAAAAAUGUGCAAAGUCAUAGAAAAGCAGAGAAAGAAUUGACUUCUGAGCUUAAUUCCUGGGAUUCGAAACAAAAAAAAAUGAGAGAAAAGUCAAAAGGGAAAGAAUUUACCAAUGUAGCAGAAUCCUUGAUAAGCCAAAUCAAUAAAAGAUACAAAACAAAAGAUGACAUCAAGUCUACAAGAAAAUUAAAGGAGUCUUUGAUUAACAGUGGUUUUUCAAACAAACCUGUUGUACAACUCAGUAAGGAAAAAGUUCAGAAAAAAAGCUACAGAAAACUGAAGACUACCUUUGUUAAUGUUACUUCUGAAUGCCCAGUGAAUGAUGUUUACAAUUUUAAUUUGAAUGGAGCUGAUGACCCUAUCAUAAAACUUGGAAUCCAAGAGUUUCAAGCUACAGCUAAAGAAGCUUGUGCGGAUAGGUCAAUUAGAUUGGUAGGUCCAAGGAAUCAUGAUGAACUUAAAUCUUCUGUCAAAACAAAAGAUAAAAAAAUUAUAACAAAUCAUCAAAAGAAAAAUCUGUUUAGUGAUACUGAAACAGAGUACAGAUGUGAUGACAGCAAGACUGAUAUUAGCUGGCUAAGAGAACCGAAAUCAAAACCACAGCUAAUAGACUAUAGCAGAAAUAAAAAUGUGAAGAAUCAUAAAAGUGGAAAAUCAAGAUCAUCCUUGGAAAAGGGACAGCCAAGCUCUAAAAUGACACCCAGUAAAAAUAUCACAAAAAAGAUGGACAAGACAAUUCCGGAAGGAAGAAUCAGACUUCCACGAAAAGCAACCAAAACAAAAAAAAACUAUAAAGAUCUCUCAAAUUCAGAAUCAGAGUGUGAACAAGAAUUUUCACAUUCAUUUAAAGAGAACAUACCAGUAAAGGAGGAGAAUAUCCAUUCCAGAAUGAAAACGGUAAAGCUACCAAAGAAACAACAGAAAGUCUUCUGUGCUGAAACAGAAAAGGAACUAUCAAAACAAUGGAAAAACUCAUCUCUACUAAAAGAUGCUAUACGAGAUAAUUGCCUUGACUUAUCUCCCAGAUCUUUAUCUGGCAGUCCAUCAUCUAUAGAAGUAACGAGAUGUAUAGAGAAAAUAACAGAAAAGGAUUUUACUCAGGAUUAUGACUGCAUAACAAAAUCUAUAUCACCUUAUCCAAAAACUUCAUCACUUGAAUCCUUAAAUAGUAACAGUGGAGUUGGAGGUACAAUAAAGUCACCCAAAAACAAUGAGAAAAACUUCCUGUGUGCAAGUGAAAGUUGUUCACCAAUUCCACGACCACUGUUUUUGCCCAGACAUACUCCAACUAAGAGUAAUACUAUUGUAAAUAGAAAAAAAAUAAGUUCUCUGGUACUUACACAAGAAACACAAAACAGUAACAGCUAUUCAGAUGUAAGCAGUUAUAGUUCAGAAGAACGGUUUAUGGAAAUUGAAUCUCCACAUAUCAAUGAAAAUUAUAUACAAAGCAAAAGAGAGGAAAGUCAUUUAGCAUCUUCAUUAUCCAAGUCUAGUGAAGGAAGAGAGAAAACGUGGUUUGACAUGCCCUGUGAUGCUACUCAUGUAUCAGGCCCCACCCAACAUCUUAGUCGCAAAAGAAUAUAUAUAGAAGAUAAUCUAAGUAAUUCCAAUGAAGUAGAAAUGGAAGAGAAAGGAGAAAGGAGAGCAAACUUGCUUCCCAAAAAACUGUGUAAAAUUGAAGAUGCAGAUCAUCAUAUCCACAAAAUGUCUGAAAGUGUAUCUUCAUUAUCAACAAAUGACUUUUCUAUUCCUUGGGAGACCUGGCAAAAUGAAUUUGCAGGGAUAGAGAUGACUUAUGAGACUUACGAGAGGCUCAAUUCAGAAUUUAAGAGAAGGAAUAAUAUCCGACAUAAAAUGUUGAGUUAUUUUACUACGCAGUCUUGGAAAACAGCUCAGCAACAUCUGAGAACAAUGAAUCAUCAAAGUCAGGACUCUAGGAUUAAAAAACUUGAUAAAUUCCAAUUCAUUAUCAUAGAGGAGCUGGAGAAUUUUGAAAAAGAUUCACAGUCUUUAAAAGAUUUGGAAAAGGAAUUUGUGGACUUUUGGGAAAAGAUAUUUCAGAAGUUCAGUGCAUAUCAAAAAAGCGAACAACAGAGGCUUCAUCUUUUGAAAACUUCAUUGGCUAAAAGUGUCUUCUGUAAUACUGAUAGUGAAGAAACUGUUUUUACAUCCGAGAUGUGUUUGAUGAAAGAAGAUAUGAAAGUGCUGCAAGACAGGCUUCUUAAGGACAUGCUAGAAGAGGAGCUUCUUAAUGUACGCAGAGAACUGAUGUCAGUAUUCAUGUCUCAUGAAAGAAAUGCUAAUGUGUGAAAUCUAGUUUUUAUCACCAUACUUUAUCUAAUUAUUAUUCUCUGUAUAUAACUGAGGAAAUAAGAAUAGUCCUACAAAGAGAAAAAUAUACAUGUCACCGAAGCAAGUGUACCCUUUAUAGGAACCCUCAAAUUAAAAAAAAAUGUCUUUUAAUGGAUGAGAGGGAACCACUAUAACAUGAGUCCAAGCCCAGAAGACUUCUGUCUAUACAAUAUUUUUUUUUAAUUUUGGAGAUAAAAGCUUUAAGAAACUUUUUGAGUUAAUUAUACUCAUAAAAUGAGUUUCUUUAAUAAAUUAAAUUUUAUUGUGUAAAAUGUAUUAUUACAUAAAAUGUGUUUUUGAAUCAAUGCAGUUUGGGGAUGAAUAUAAUUAAAAUAUGUUUAAUAACUUAGAAUUCAACUAAUAAAAAUUUAGCCACACUUACAAGGGGGAGGAAGUCCCUAGUUUAAAAUGUAUAACUGAGUGGUAGAUCAGUACUUUCAGCACACUGUUGGAAACAUUUAUUCAGAUAUGGCUCUAAUGUAUUAGGAAGCACUAAAUGGCCUAAAAAAGCUACUACAUUGCCUAAAUAUGUUAAUUCAAUAUAGAAGUCCUAUUUCAUAACCAGGCUGUUUGACAAAUACUUUUAAUCUAGUAGUCAUUGUAAUAUCUUGCUAGAUUAAUUUAUAAAAAUGAGUAUACAUUUGAUUUGCUUUUAAUGAAGUUGAAAUAAAUGCUUAUGUCACUUGAAUAAAUAUAAA